Molecule: messenger RNA, 1463 nt
Organism: Eruca vesicaria subsp. sativa (arugula)
Lineage: Eukaryota; Viridiplantae; Streptophyta; Magnoliopsida; Brassicales; Brassicaceae
Source: the annotation of a GenBank genome assembly
CACAAAUUUGUCAAAUUUACACGCUAGAGAAAAAGAGAGAGAAAGUACACAGAAGCUUCGAUACAGUGAUUCGUUGAGUCUUUGGGGUUAAUCUCAAUUCUGGAGAAAUAAAGCUUCCCACUUUACUCCGACGAAAGAUCAUUACUUUAAUAAAUCUCCUAACAGUUUCAGAGCGCAUUGAUGGAUUCGGCGUAUCUGGAUAGAGCUUGGGACAAAUGGGUCACGGCUAACGUCGGCUCUUCAGGAAGUAGUCCAUUGAAAGCUGCUGUUUUGCUUAACUACGACCCUACAGGACCUUCCCGUCUCUUAUCUACAAUAGCUGAGCAAGAAGGGAUUGAUCUCUAUCCAGUUGAGCUGAAGCAGUUUAUCGAUUUCAUGAGACGUGGCAAUCUUCCGACCGAGACCUUUGUUCUUGGAUCCAACCAGUAUAUAAUAACAUCAAUUCACGAGAAUUGGUUUGCUGCUCGGUGCUUGAACACAACUCAGCCUUCUGGUGAAGGAGCUAUUGUUAUGCAGACUGCUGUUUAUGUUUUGGUUGCUUUGUAUGAUGGAUCGAUUGGUUCAGCUUCUCGAGCUAUGGCUGCGGCUGAUCAGUUUGCGUCGCAGUUGAGUAGGAAAAACUUAUAGCUUCAUCAUUUUUGGAAGAUCAUUGAAAAAGUUAUUAUGUGUGUGAACUAGCAAACUUUGAGUAUGCUUUGAGAAGUGUUGAGAUGAAUGUUUUUUUCAUUUAUGGUUAGAGAAGUCAGAAAUCAGUUGGUAUAGCAAAGCCGAUGCUUAUGGGUCAGAGAAUCUCAGCAUACAUUCGGUCCUGGGAUAAUUAGGAGUUGGCCCUUUGUUUGUAAUCUCUGAAACUCUUCCAAGUUCAUGAAUCUUGAAAAACUAGUCUUUGUCUUGUUGAAUUUUUGAUAUCAGACAGCUUCAAAUUUCAUGUUUGAGUCAUCAGUGUUGUUCAAGUAAUGGGGUCAUGUUUGCAAAUGUUUCCUCUGAAUAGCGGAUACACCCUGCAAUUACCAUUUAGGAGCAAGUUUUAUAAGACAGGGGAUUGCUGGUGUAUUUCAUAAAGAACCAUAAGAAGAUUAAAUAGCUAAAAACAGUCAACAUGAUAAGGUGAAGUAACUUUAUUGCUGAGAUGGUGGAAAAACGAAUGUGAAAUCAGAGAAUGAAGGCAGUUACUUUUAUUUAUAAUGGGUUAUCAUGUAUCAAAACACCAAAAGAAGGAUAAAUUAGAUUGGAUUGUAGAUAUGGAAUUGUUUGUUUCCAUACAGAAUAUAGAGGUUUGGGGUUGAGCUUGAAAGUGAAACUUCAGGGCCUGACAACAAAAGGCUUGAAUCACAUGAUGCUUUCUUGUUUGUUUGCUUGUAAAAGAUCAAACACUUUUAAGAUCAUCUAUGCUACAUCCUUUAAUACAGAGCAUACUAGUUCCAAAGUUGUACAUUUUUUGGGCCAGACACAACUUAUUAGAA